This is a messenger RNA of Penaeus indicus, 552 nucleotides long. RefSeq names its product NPC intracellular cholesterol transporter 2-like. Lineage: Eukaryota; Metazoa; Arthropoda; Malacostraca; Decapoda; Penaeidae. Gene Ontology annotation, molecular function: sterol binding. The record is from RefSeq and is a predicted model, not a curated record. Bases 34 to 474 code for a protein of 146 amino acids. The transcript has 4 exons. Gene Ontology annotation, biological process: sterol transport.
AUUCGCCGUUCCCUCAAAGUCCUCCUCAGCAACAUGCGUGGGAUCUUCCUUGCUCUGAGUGUGGCGUCCUUCGCCUCCGCUACGGUCUUCCAGGACUGCGGCUCGGUCGGCUCCGACGUGGUCCUCAGCGUGGAGAACUGCGAACUGCCUCCAUGUCUGCUGGAACGCGGCUCCACCUACAGCGUCAACAUCCAGUUUACGUCCAGCCAGACCUCGGACGUGCUGACCAUCGCCGCCUCAGCCAACCUGGCCGGCGUGAACGUCCCUUGGCCCGGAAUAGACACUGACGGAUGCAAGCAGCUGGAAGGAGGCUCCAACCCGUGCCCUUACAGCGGCGGCAGUCGCGUCGACUGGACCAUGCCGGUGGACGUCCUCAACGAGUACCCAGCGCUGUCGACCGUCGUGACGUUCAAGCUGAAGAACGCCGCCGGGGAGCCUGAGGCGUGCACGGUGGUUCCUGUGACCCUCGUGUAGCGUGGCUGCCUGAGCCGCCGCCGGGGCCUUCUGCAGGACAAGUCGACUCGGGGCCGAGCGCCUCCAGAGCACAAGAAC